AUGGUGAAAACAUUCCACGUCAGAGAAUCGACUAUCUCCCAAAUGCAGUACAUUCGGAUGGAUGAGCUAACAAAGCUUAUAUCAAAAGUUGGUUUUCUAUCAACAACUAUUCUAGGAAUGUUGUUCGUCUGUUUAACAGUUUGUUUUGUGAAACGGGAUUUUGGUUCUUAUCGGAAUUUAUUGAUUGUAUUCUCAUUUCUUGGUUUCUUAUUCUCCGCAUCUGAGUAUAUGAUUCAUCCGAUGAUUCACAGCUACAACUCUGGUUUCGUCUUCUUCACAGAACCCCACCUAUCGCUAGUUUCAAACGAAAUCAUGAAAAUCGGAUUGGUGUUCUUCUGUGGGAUAUACGGAUCAACAAUUUGUUUCAUAUCCGUUCAGUUUUUGUACAGAUACUGGGCGCUUUUUGACGCUCCAAAGUUGAUAUGGUUCGAAGGUUGGAUGAUGUCGGCGUGGCUUAUCUACAGCUUUGGAAUAGGUGCCACAUGGUCCAUUGGAAUUCAUUAUUUCUUGGAGAAUGAUAACUUCACGCUGAACUACUUUGAGAAUGGGGUUUAUGAUCACUACGGAUGGAAAUUGUCGGCGAUUCCAAGUUUUACAUUCGUAAUUUACACUGAGAGAGGAGCAAUCCGCUGGAGGAACUUGGCAUGUACAAUUGAGAUGACAAUGAUUAUUGGACUUCAAUACUCAAUUAUUUGCUUUUGUGGCAGAAAAAUGAGCGUUGGCAUGAAAGAGAAAAUUUCAAUGCUGUCGGAGACAAGUAAACGACUGCAUACUCAGUUCUUCAAGGCGUUGAUUCUCCAGAUCGUAGUCCCGACAAUUCUCCUAUUCUUCCCAAUGAUCAUCAUAAUCUACCUGCCAGUUUUCAAUCUCAAAUUCAGUUUUCCCACCGGGAUCCUGUUCAGCGCAUUCGCAAUCUACCCAUCAAUAGAUAUCGCCAUAAUUUUGUACAUUGUCUCGGAUUAUCGAAUUGCUAUCAAGUUACUUUUAAAAUCAAUCAAAUCCGUGUUACUAUCUUCAAGCUACUUUCCGCAUGAACUUUCCCUCCCAACGUGCACUCCUCAAACUCCUCUCCCAAGAGGGACGGCACGCAUCUAAUGGGGUUAUUCAAUAAUGCCGAGAAAUGUCGUGAAAUGCAUUGAAACACAUUGUGCGACAUUUUGCGACAUUACUUGAAUAACCCCAUAAGUUACCGUAGUCCCUUUCUUAGAAUCGGAUUUUUAAAUAAACUGUUCCAGU
Caenorhabditis elegans is the source of this 1236-nucleotide messenger RNA. It is a transcript of the gene str-6, whose product is annotated as Seven TM Receptor. Lineage: Eukaryota; Metazoa; Nematoda; Chromadorea; Rhabditida; Rhabditidae. Bases 1 to 1095 code for a protein of 364 amino acids. The record is from RefSeq and is marked reviewed. The transcript is spliced from 4 exons.